Prosopis cineraria is the source of this 2539-nucleotide messenger RNA. RefSeq names its product actin. Gene Ontology annotation, cellular component: cytoplasm. The transcript is spliced from 4 exons. The record is from RefSeq and is a predicted model, not a curated record. NCBI's taxonomy places the organism in Eukaryota, Viridiplantae, Streptophyta, Magnoliopsida, Fabales, Fabaceae. The coding region runs from base 1130 to 2263 and encodes 377 amino acids.
CACCAUGGAAAAGAGCCCCAUAUGGAAACGACACGCGUCGGGAGGAACAUCGAUCUCGUUUCAAUUAUCGGGCCUCACUGAUACAAUUCAACAAUGUCGUGGACGUGAAUGCUCCGACUCUGAGAUUUAUAAACCCAAACACGUCGAACGCUAGCUUUCAUUUGGGCAUGCAUGCUUUCCGUCUCCUCUGCAAGUUUUUCAACCCAGCUUGGAUCACACCAAUUCUACGGGAUCUUCCGCUGAAUUUCUCUUCCGCAACGUUCAUCCUUUGCUUUCCCCCUAUUUCUUAAUUCAGGUUUUGCUUUCCAAUUAUGUUUUGCCCUUCUGAAACCCAAAUCUCAACGUCUGCUUUCAAUAUCAUUUCCUUGCAUUAUGUUGCUGCAUCACAGUCCUGAAAAAGAUUAUUAAAUGCAAAUGCGAAGUUUGAUUUAGAUUAAUUAAAGUGUAGUAUAUGGGGUUGGUUGAUCUGUGCCUGGGGCAUAUGCAGUGAAGUUGAAUAAUUUGUUUGAUUGAUUACAUAUGCCGAAACCUGCUUAUUCACGGAAAUCUAUUGUUACUUAACCUUUAAGAGGGUUGGAAUCAGAAUAAUUAUUCCUUAUUUUAGCAUUUGUCUUAAUUGCACGUGAUGAUUUCUUUCUUUCUUUUUCCGGUUAAAAACUUGAUGAAAGGUAUUAAUAAAGUAUAUAUUCUUCAAGAUUCUUGCCACAGUUAUAUUUUGGUGGGCGUUGCCAUUUGCAUGGGUUUUGCUGUUUGGCAAGAGCCAAUCAACUGUUGUUUCUUCCUCUCAAGUAAAUCUUUUUUAUUUUCAAUUUUUUAAUGCGUAGGAGUGUUUGGGAUUGCUGCCCAUUGAAUACAAUUAAGAAAGAUACAAUAGCACAAGGUUACUAAGCUGUGCAUUCCAGAAUGCACCUAGAGAUAUUGGGUUGGAUGUUACAAGUUUCUAAUUUUCUAUUGUCAAACUUAUCACACGUAUACACAGCUAUAGGGUCCCUGGAAAUGGAAUAAUUCAUGCUCAUAACAGGCUAAUCCGGUUUCGACUGUCCAACCAUUUUAGAUAUUAUAUUUCCUGAUGUCGUUGGCCACAAUUUUCUGAUUGAAAUUAUAUAAUUGGUCCAUCAGGAGAUAUUAAAUGGCGGACGCUGAGGAUAUUCAGCCACUCGUCUGUGAUAAUGGGACGGGAAUGGUUAAGGCUGGAUUCGCUGGAGAUGAUGCUCCAAGGGCCGUGUUCCCUAGCAUUGUUGGUCGUCCACGUCACACAGGUGUAAUGGUUGGCAUGGGCCAAAAAGAUGCAUAUGUUGGAGACGAAGCUCAGUCCAAGCGUGGUAUAUUAACUCUGAAAUAUCCCAUCGAGCAUGGUAUUGUGAGUAACUGGGAUGACAUGGAGAAGAUCUGGCACCACACCUUCUACAACGAACUCCGUGUUGCCCCAGAGGAGCACCCAGUUUUACUCACUGAAGCACCCCUCAACCCUAAGGCUAACCGUGAGAAAAUGACACAAAUCAUGUUCGAGACCUUCAACACCCCUGCCAUGUAUGUUGCCAUCCAGGCCGUUCUGUCCUUGUAUGCCAGUGGCCGUACAACUGGUAUUGUUCUGGACUCUGGAGAUGGUGUCAGCCACACUGUCCCGAUAUAUGAAGGGUAUGCCCUACCACAUGCCAUUCUGCGUCUUGACCUGGCAGGGCGUGACCUCACUGAUGCCUUAAUGAAGAUUCUCACCGAGCGUGGUUAUUCCUUCACCACCACAGCUGAGCGUGAAAUUGUGAGGGAUGUGAAGGAAAAGCUGGCUUAUAUUGCCCUCGACUAUGAACAAGAGCUUGAAACUGCAAAGACAAGCUCUGCUGUUGAGAAGAGCUAUGAGUUACCUGACGGACAAGUCAUCACCAUUGGGGCCGAGCGUUUCCGAUGUCCCGAAGUGCUCUUCCAACCAUCCAUGAUUGGAAUGGAAGCUGCGGGCAUUCAUGAGACCACAUACAAUUCAAUUAUGAAAUGCGAUGUUGAUAUCAGGAAAGACUUGUACGGAAACAUCGUCCUUAGUGGAGGAUCUACCAUGUUCCCGGGAAUUGCUGACAGAAUGAGCAAGGAAAUCACUGCUUUGGCCCCAAGCAGCAUGAAGAUCAAGGUGGUUGCUCCACCAGAGAGAAAGUACAGUGUCUGGAUUGGUGGCUCCAUCUUGGCUUCUCUCAGCACUUUCCAACAGAUGUGGAUUGCAAAGGCAGAGUACGAUGAGUCUGGACCUUCAAUCGUGCACAGGAAAUGCUUUUAAGUGGAGCUGGCCUACUACUAGCUUGGUGGAAAUAUGGCCUUCAUUUUUGGCAAUUGAUGCAAGUGCGCCUUUCAAGGAUUGGCAGUUUCUCUUCAAUUUUCUUCUUUUUACCGUGUUUAUUCAAGGGAAAGUGGAGUUUGUUUGAGGGCGGAGUAAAUUCUUUCCUUCUUGUUUUUUUUUCUCCUUUUUUUCACCAUUGCAAUUUAUUGAACAGUUGAAGUUGAUAUUCAAUACUGAGUCGAUGCCAGCCUUUCCCCCCGGGCGGGGGAUUCUUUU